This is a messenger RNA of Colletotrichum destructivum, 1499 nucleotides long. RefSeq names its product Putative cobW/HypB/UreG, nucleotide-binding domain-containing protein. The coding region runs from base 210 to 1301 and encodes 363 amino acids. Gene Ontology annotation, cellular component: cytoplasm. The transcript has a single exon. The record is from RefSeq and is a predicted model, not a curated record. NCBI's taxonomy places the organism in Eukaryota, Fungi, Ascomycota, Sordariomycetes, Glomerellales, Glomerellaceae.
CACAGCGCGCAGCAGCCCGCUUCUCGGCGGCGGUGCGGCGGCAUUUUCCUCAACCAAAAAUUUCUAUGUGAUUCAAUGUGAUCUGAGCAAAAAAACAUCAAAGCUUUGACGGCAUUUCCAAUCUGUCAACUUCUGGUCGUUCAAUAUUAGAGUUACAUAAGCUCUUCCCCUAUUUUUAUUGUUCCCACCGCCUCUCCUACGUGCCCAUCAUGGCGCCGAUUCCCAUCACCAUCAUCACUGGUUUCCUCGGUUCCGGCAAGACGACGCUGAUUCUCAACCUCCUCCCCCAGCUUAAGGCCGCGAACCCGUCGUACAAGCUUGCUCUCCUCAAAAACGAGUUCGGCGACCUGGCCGUCGACUCGCAGCUGGCCUCCUCCAACGCCAUCUCGGGCGUGCAGGAGCUUCUCAACGGCUGCAUCUGCUGCAACCUCGUCGGCCAGCUGAGCGUCGCCCUCGCCGAGCUGCACUCGACUGUCCAACCUGACCGCAUCGUCAUCGAGACGAGCGGCUCCGCAUUCCCCGCGACCCUGGCCCUCGAGGUCAACCGUCUCGCACGAGAGACGGGCAACUACACUCUCGACGGCGUCAUCAGCGUCAUCGACACGGAAAACUGGAAGGGCUACGAGGACACGAGCUAUACGGCGCGCAUCCAAGCCAAGUACACGGACCUUAUCGUCUUCAACAAGUGGGAGCUCUGCUCCGAGGACCGUUUCGAUGAGGUUCUCGACAGGGUGGGCGACCUCGAGGUUGACAUUCCGUGGGUCAAGAGCAAGAAGGGCUGGGUCGGUGCCGAUCUCGUCUUCGGCGUGGAUGGCGGCCUUGCGCAAGGCCUGACGGAGGACCACACACAUGACCACGACCACAAGGGGGAGAGCCACUCGCACGACCACCAGACCGAGGUCGAGGUUCUAUCGGUCGAGCUGAAAGGGCCCAAGGACGCCGCCGUCAACGCGGACAAGCUACAGAGCCUGCUGCGCACCGCGCCGAAGGACGAGGUGUACCGCAUAAAGGCUGUUCUGACCGCGUCGUCGACGGUGAGGGACUCGGACGAAGAUGCCCAGAUUCCCACGCCACCUCACCCUAAGUCGCGGUAUAUUCUUAACUGGGCGUUCGGUCGGUGGACUUUCACGCCCAUCGCCGAGGGCAAUGCCGAGCAUGCUUCAAGUGAAGGAGCCCUCCUGCGCAUGACCAUGAUCUUGGGGAGAUACGAGAGCAACAAGUGGAAGAAGAAGCUCGAGACCGGCUCGUUCCUCGAGGUCGAGGGUGGCGAGGGCGAGUUGGUGGUUUCGAAGAUCUUAUGAAGACAUGAUAGACGCAAGAUGACAGAGUCACGAUACAUGAGGCGCAUAGAAGCAAAUUCAAGGGUUGAAAAGGUGGGCAGUAGCAUUGCGAUGCGAAACAGGCAUGGCCGAGAGAUCCGAACUUUCAUUGUAGACAGAUGAAUUUUAGAAUCAUGAGAGGCUGUAGAUUUCCAACAGUUAGCCCCAGAGUUGCUGAUC